Messenger RNA from Archocentrus centrarchus (flier cichlid), 3319 nucleotides. RefSeq names its product protein sel-1 homolog 3. The coding region runs from base 60 to 3119 and encodes 1019 amino acids. Gene Ontology annotation, molecular function: protein binding. The record is from RefSeq and is a predicted model, not a curated record. The transcript is spliced from 23 exons. Lineage: Eukaryota; Metazoa; Chordata; Actinopteri; Cichliformes; Cichlidae.
UCCUUGUUUCACUGCAGCUUGAAUAUAUUGGAAAGAUUCAUGAAAACUCUUCCUGGACAAUGGACAUCCAUACAGUUUACAAAUAUAUCUGCCGGUUUUGCCUCACUGUGCAGGUUAUUUGGGGUUUAGACGAAGUGAAAAUCCUGAAUCCUCCAGAGGAGGCUCUGCCAGACCAUCUUUUGGAAGUGCUCUACUCUUGUGAUGAACCUGCCACAGUACAGCUGGACUGUGUUGUUUCCUUUGAAACUGGCACCAUAUCCACACUCCUGCUAAGACGGUGGGCUUGUGUCCCCGGUGACACUAAAAUAAGGGCUGUGAAGCUGAAUCUGCCAGACUGGCUGGUGUAUCGAGCUGAUGGGAUUGUUCCAGACUCUCACUGGGUGCUGAGUUGUAUCCUUCGAGCCUCAGUCAGGCACAGUGGAUAUGGUGAUACUGUCAGAGCUCAACAUGUGGCAGCUUUGGAACCUAAGCCCUACUUAAGUCGACGUGUCAAACAACAUCAGCUCUGUAUUGCCUGGGGCACACAAAUGCUGCAGCUAACUAAACAGUUUUUCCAGAAACAGUGUGCCUUGGAACAAGAAACAGUUCAUUUGCUGUCGUCAAUCUAUGCUUCAACUGGAGAAAGGUUUGGCAUCACAAAGACACUGGAUCCCCACAGGAGUGAGGUUCUGGAGUACUCGCGCAUUAGAGCCAUCUCCUUCCCAUGGUGUACGUUUUCCAUCUGGUUAUAUGUAACCGGAUACUGCCAGGAAGCGCUGUGUGGCAUCUUUCAUCAUAUAGAUUCCCAAAAUAAUUAUGUCACACCUGCAUUACUCCUCACGAAUUCAGGCCACCUACACAUCCAGAUGAAUGGAGAGUCCGUGGAAUCCUCUGCAUUUCUCUCUGCAUUCAAGGUCCCUUUAAAUGAGUGGUGCAAUCUUAUUGUGAUGCUGCAGGGUAGAACAGUGACUGUCGGUAUGGUGUGCUUGGAUAAGGACCAGAGAACAGUUAUAUCCUCUGAUUAUAUGUUCAGAUUUACCAUCAUACUUGAUGACACAGAAGGAUAUUUUGUGAUUGGAGGAGGGAAAUAUAUUCGAGGAGUGGAAGGUUAUUUUGGACCAGUGGUGUAUCACCGCAACCGAAUAUUGCCUGGCAUUAUGUCUGACUUUUACGUUCCAGAUAUUAUCCAGAAUUCAAACCUGGCCGGGUGGCUGCAGACUUGCCACGAAUUUCAUCUUGAGAUGAAUACAAAGAUCAGCGGCCAUUCACUGAAGGUCAAGCAAAGGACAGAAUCUGGAACGUGUUCUCAUGCUUUCCAUAAGUGGAUGGUAAAACAGAGACUACCGUCGAAUCGACAGUGUGAACCAUGGGAGGCAGCUGCUCCUCACAGGAGACAUGCUGCUAAACUGGCCCAGUUAUUAGUUUUAAAACACGGAGGAAGACCAGUUAGCCUGCACGCUUUGGGCAGGGCACUGUACUCCUUAUCACUUCAUAAGCUGGGCAAAGCAAGCAGCGCUGAAGAGGUCAGCAGAGCAUUAUCGCUGCUUCUCCAAGCUGGCUGUCUAGCUGAUACCCGAGCUCUGCACAUGUCAUCUGUGCUCUACAGUGCUGGCCUGGGAACCCAGAAAAAGCCUAUUAAGGCUUGGCUCCUGGGCCUCCUGGGCGCCCAGAGGGAUGACCGAUUGGCAUUGCUGCAUCUUGGCCACUUGCACCAACAGGGACUACAAGGUCAGCCGGUGGAUCCAGACCUGGCCUAUGCCUAUUAUGCAAACAUUGCUCAUCAGACAACUUUGGAUCGUCAUAAUCCUUCACCACAGCAGACAACAGUUGAGCCUAUUUUUCUGAACAACGAUGAGAUGCUGAAUAUUCAGACCAAUGAGAACCAUCAUAUCUUUCAGUGGCUCAAACAUCAGGCCCGAAAGGGAGUAACAGAGGCUGAGCAAGCUAUUGCCCGCAUGCUGUUCUGGGGCCAGCAAGGAGUGACUCCAAACAUCCAGGAGGCCGUGAGACACUAUGAACGGGGAGCUGUCCAGUGGGAGGAUCCUGUCUCUAUGUAUGACUAUGGCAUAGUACUUCUGCAGGGACAUGGAGUGAAAAAGGACGUUUCAAAAGGCAUCACAUUUCUAAAGAAAGCAAUGGACAAGGGUCACGUUCCUGCAAUGAAUGCCCUGGCCUGGUACUACGAGCAGUUUGAGAAGGACUACAAGCAGGCCGUGCAGCUGUGGGAGCAGGCCGAUCUCCUCAUGUGUCCAGAAGCUGCUUUGAAUCUUGGUGUGAUUUACUCACAGGGUCUAUAUCCGGGAAAAGCUGCCAACCAGUAUAUGGCCUAUAAAUACUAUCUGAAGUCUGCAGAGAGAGGAAACAUCAGGGGAGGGAUUCUGAUUGCUGACAUUUGGACCACUGGGAUGCCGGGCUUUGUCAACAGACAUCCAUCAGAUGCUGUUUUGUGGGUAAAGUGGGCAGCUGAGCACAACGGAUACUUGGGCAGCAUCUUACGUAAAGCUCUGGAUGCCUAUCUCAAGAAUGACAUGUUCAUGUCACUCUUAUAUUACCUGAUGGCUGCUGAAUCAGGCUACGCAGCUGCACAGUUUAAUGUUGCUUACCUGUGCGAACAAAAUUCGGGAGGUUUUCUGGAUCCCGUUUAUGCAUCAGACUGUAUGUGGAGAUAUUACAACCUUACGAUCCAAAGCCAGAAUCCUAACACCUAUGCUUUUAUUAGGAUGGGCGACUUGUUUUAUGAGAGACGCGGUAACAGGCAGAAGAACUUGUUUUCCGCAGUGCAGAUGUACACACAGGCAGCGCUAAGGAGCAAUCCCCAGGGAUGGUAUAAUCUUGGCCUUCUUGCUGAAGAGGGUUACAAGCUGCCACUGUCUACGCUGACUGCACUUGGCCUCUCAGAGUUAUACCUGGCAGACAAAGACUUGCUUCUAGUUGCUCUGUACAAAAGGUGCAGAGACUCAGAAGAUACAGACUCAUUCUUUCCUUGCAGCCUUGCCCUCUUCAAUGUAUAUGUACACCAAACUCAAAUGCACUAUAAAGCUGCUAUUAAGUUCUGCACUGCUGUUGCCGUGGUUGCAGCUCCGACAGUGCUUUUAAUCGUCCUCGGCACGUUCAGGAGACGCUUCCUGUCUCUGCACUAGAUCCAAGGUUGUUGUGAUGAUUGUCUGCAAGCAAACCGAAGGACUGCCUGGAAAGGCCAAGCUUCAUAAGCACGCAAAUAUUUUCUGUUAGUUUACCUUCUGCUGAUAGGGGACAGCUGUAAAAGAACAAAGCUGACAUGAAAAAAUAAAUAUAUUUUUUGUAUGUUUGUAAUCUCUGUUGUUUGUUACUGUUAAAAGAC